AUGGCAGCAACAGAUGGCAAGUUCUUUAUCGAGGAUAAGUUGGGGAUCAAGGCGAAGCACCAUGAAUCGUUUGAGCAGUUGUGGGAGACGAAGUGGAAGAAACCUGCAGAAAUGGGCGUAUAUCCCUUCAUGUUCAGCACUGCCACCGACUUCCAACCCGUCGUCGACCAACUCGUUGCCAAAAACUUCAAAGAACCAUACGACUGGGACGCCUACGCCUCCACCUUCUUCCCCCAAGCCCAGAACCUCGCCUCCAUCGCCGCUGCCGCUGAAGCCAAUGGUGAACGCGAAAAGGCUUCAGAAUACUACCUCCGUUCCAGCGCCGUAUACCGCAUCGCGCGCUUCCCUGCGCCCCGCAGCCCCGUGCAAAAGGAAGCAUGGGAGCUCGGGAAGAAGAUGUGUAUAAAAGGCCUCGGCCUCCUCCCUCACGCCGUCCAAGAAAUCAACAUCCCCCACAUCCACCGCCUCCCCAACGAAGGCCCCAACAUACCCAUCUACCACCUCGUCCCCCCAACCGCCUCCCCAACCUCCCCCUGCCCCACCCUCAUCAUCUUCACCGGCCUCGACGGCUACCGCACCGAACUCUGCGUCUGGAUGUCCUCCUUCCUCAACCUCGGCAUCGCCACCAUCGUCCUCGAAAUCCCAGGCACUGCAGACUGUCCCGCCGACCCCUCAGACCCGACCUCCCCAGACCGCCUCUACUCCAGCCUCUUCGCCUGGACCGCCCACCAACCCCGUCUCGCCCAGGACAAAAUCGCCCUCUGGGCCUUCAGCACAGGCGCCUACUACGGCAUCCGCGUCGCCCACACGCACGCACACCAUCUAGCCGGCGUCGCCGCCCUCGGGGGUGGCGCACACUACAUGUUUUCACCCCGCUGGCUCGACCGCGUCAACGAGCUCGAAUACCCAUUCGACCUUGCCGAGACGCUGGCGCAGAAAUUCGGGUACGCAUCCGUGGCGGCGUUUAAGCGCGAGGCGCAAGCAAAGUUUAGUUUACUGGAGGAUGGCACGUUGGAUCGGAUGGCAUGCGCGCGGUUGCUGCUUGUGAAUGGGACCCUGGAUGAGGUGUUUCCCAUUGAUGAUUAUUUGCUGUGUGUGCAGAGGGGGGCGCCCAAGGAGGUGCGGUUUGUUCAGGGUGGGAUGCACAUGGGUGAGCCGGAGAGCUUUUUUGUGGUCUUGAGGUGGUUGUAUGGUGUGCUUGGGGUCGAGGGUGAUCCGGCGGUGCAGUUGGGGAUGGUGCCGUUUAAGCCCAAGUAUUGA
This is a messenger RNA of Plenodomus lingam JN3, 1260 nucleotides long. RefSeq lists its product as uncharacterized. The record is from RefSeq and is a predicted model, not a curated record. NCBI's taxonomy places the organism in Eukaryota, Fungi, Ascomycota, Dothideomycetes, Pleosporales, Leptosphaeriaceae.